Gallus gallus (chicken) is the source of this 4490-nucleotide messenger RNA. RefSeq names its product family with sequence similarity 214 member B (gene FAM214B). The record is from RefSeq and is a predicted model, not a curated record. Lineage: Eukaryota; Metazoa; Chordata; Aves; Galliformes; Phasianidae. The coding region runs from base 2589 to 4409 and encodes 606 amino acids. The transcript is spliced from 10 exons.
AGGCACAGAACUCUCUCAGUGCUUGCCUGCUUUGUGACCAGAGAUGUUUUAACACUGGCAUCUCCAUAUUGGAUCUACUUUUUUCCCCUUCCUUGGUAACUAGAGAGAGAGUUUUAUGCCACUCCAAAUGACAAAGCUCCUAUAUGUAUGUAAAGCAACAGCUUCUCCCACUACCUGGUCAUAGCAUGAACCUCUUUUUUCUGGUUUGACUAUCACCUUAACCAAAUAAUAUCAAGGAGGUUAUAUUUGGGCUGGAUUAAUCUUGUUAAAGUCACAGAAUCAUUACGUUUGGAAAAGACCACCAAAAUCAUCUAGUCCAACUGCCAACCCAUCCCCACCAUGCCCACUAACCCAUGUACCUCAGUACCACAUCUCCACGUUUCUUGGAAACGUCUGGGACAGUGACUCCACCACUUCCCUUGGCAGCCUAUGUCAACGUCUUACCACUCUUUCUGAGAAUACGUAUUUCCUAAUAUCCGACCUGAACCUCCCCUGAAGCUAGUUCAGUUCAGUGCAGCUGACAGUAACCUAGUAUAGCUUGAUGACCUUUGAGUAGAUUUGCAGUAUUUCCAUCAGGAAUGGGACAUGAUGCCCUGCUGGAAAACUCAUAACCUCUGGUUUACCAGCUCUUUUAUGUUCAGCAGAAGGUGGCUGGCCUAGCAUUGCUCCCUUAGCCUGCUCUUAGACAUUUAGGCUCCCAUUGCCUCAUGAUCCUCUUUUAACUGGAAACCUCAAGGAAAGCUCCUUACCCUUCAGGGAUGGGACCCACCAGUAUUCACACUGGAGUUAUAUAAGGAAUCCCCUCUGCCCCACCAUCUCUACUGUAAGUAGGUUGGGUGUUCAGAGAUCCUGUUCUUGGGAUGUUGGGACAGCUGGAUCCUUGUUCAGUUCUCACUGCUCUCGAGAAUGGAGAAGAGGAUCGUCUGCUGGGACUAGUUUUAGGCCUCUGAACAUUGCAGAUGUCCCUCUCAGCCCCUGUUUGUGUAUAGUCCUGCUACAUGAGAGUCCCGUGUCCUAGACUGUAAAGGUUUUGCAGAUGUAUAAUGUCUUGGAGAUUCAGAAGAACUUUGAAUUUCUCACUUACCUGAAGUGUCUUAGUCAAAUCUUUUCCACAUCAGAUACAGCUGUGGCCUGUAUACAUUUUAGUCCUCAUACCAAGCACCCUUUGGACCUUUGCAUUGUCUGGCUGCCAUCCAUCAGCUUUCCAGCAUUUACCUGCCCAAAAUUUAGCUUCCCUCAUGUUUGUGGUAGUCAGUUCCUGCUGUCCUGGGUGGAUGCAUCCAGCACCAAUGUGAAUCUUCUGCAGUACCUUUGGGUGUGGGUGUCCACUCAGGCCUGUGAGAGCAGGGCUCUGUCUUCUGCAUGGCCAGCUGACUGCACAGCAUCUGCUGCUGACUUCCUCCAGCCUGGCACAAGGUGGGGCCUCCUGGCCUCUCCCUUGAGUAUAUACACAAGAAUUUGGGGCAUCUCUGGACUUUGUGGUUUCUAUUGCUCAGACAAUUUGUUGUCACUUGAGUGCUGUGCAAGGAUGCAUCUGCAGUUCUGGCCCAUCUUUAUUUUUAGCUUGUGUGAGACACAUCUGAUGGUUUCAGAAGGAAGUUGCACGUUCUGAGCUCCGUGACUCAUACUGGAUAAGAACCGAGGCUUCUGCCCUAACCCUCAAGUGAUGUAGCCAGUUAUGGUGGGCCCUGUUCAUCCUGAGGAUGGACAGAGAAGGAGCAACAGAGGGGAGAAAAGCAGAGCUCUGGAAGUGUUGUUUUACCCAUUCUGUUAAGUCAUUAAAUUCAUUCACCUAAAGGUAUUGGCAGGUAUCACACCUGCAUGUAGCUUGGAAGGGUCCUUUGUUUUUCCUUGCAUCUCCCACCCGUGUCAGAGGAAAAGGAGCAAGGAGGUGUGUUUGCAUGCUGGGCUGAGUAACUAUAUAAUGCCACAUAGCAACAGCAGACAACAGUUUUUAGAACAGAAAGCAAAUCUGGAUCUUGUCUCCAGUUCAAGCCACAGCGAGGUUAAGUGUGUCAGCACAGAACUUCCUCCCCCCGUGGAAAUGAGCUGGGACUGGAAAGCAUAGACUUGCCACCCUCAGCGUGUCUGCUGCGCUUCUGCAAAAAGAAGCUUUUUCCGUACAACCUGGUGCUGCCACAAGGCAUCAAAGCUGCAGUGCGGGUGGUUUAUAACCACGAGGGAGCUGCGCUCGUCUGCGAAUCUUCAUACUUAAAGGGUGCCUCUGAGCAGAGCUGCUGUGAAGACUAAAGAGCUGGAGAGGACGGUGCAGAGGUUCGGAGGCACACCGUGAUGGUGGGAGCCAUUCCACGGCAGCCACGCCGCUUCUGGGGGGUGCCUGGCUGGCAAGUGUCUUCAGCUAGUUGUGCCAACGACCGCCCGCUGUGGGACGGGGAGAUUGAUCCGGAGUGGAGUGGGAUUCUGCUGCAGAGAGAGCCCCAUACUGGGGGGCUCACCUGGACAUCCUGAGCAAGAGGUCCAGCUCCUGCCCUCUCAGCAUCACCUGUGGCACUUUACUGUCCCCUUCCUGCUGCUGCAUGGGCUGUCCUGACUCCAACUCCACGUGGAGUCCAGCCAAGUAAGGCUCCAUGCGGCACAUCCACACAGAGACGUCUCUGCCCCCGGAGCGCAGCCCUGACUCCAGCCUGUCCCGACCCAGCGGAGAGGCAGCCUUGGAGCCUUCCUCACAGCACUGUGCCCACCACAGCAUCCUCAUGGGCUACAAUGAAACAGAGAUCAAGCGCCAGAAGGUUUACCAGGUCUCCAUCUUCUCCCAUCUCUCCAGCUCCUCCGAGAGCACGGAGCAACGAGCAGGCAGUCAUCCAACUCUCAAGAGGAGCUACCCUGAGCAGCGAACUCCGGAGGGGGUGCGGGAUCCCAAACGAACUCACUGGGGUGGUGGGGUGGACAGCAAGCGUGAUGGGGGCCUGGGGCAGUCUGCCCUGGAGGACGAUGAUACCUUUGAGGAUGGUCUGCUGGUGGAUGAGCUCUCUCUGUGUGGCUCUGCCCAGCACUUCUCCCACAGUGGGCUGCAGGUGGUGGAGCACCGAUGUGUGAGCAGUCCCAGUCCUAAGGCCAACAGAGAGGACAAGCUGCAAGAUACCUCCUCCUUCUGGCCACAGCACAUUGCUUGCAGUACUUUGCACACAAGAGAUAGUUGCCCUGUCCCGCCGGGGAAUCAGCUUGCAGACUGCUGGGAUAAUGGGGAGCGAAUGAGUGGACACAAUCUACUUGACCUUGAUUUGCACAAUAUUGCACAAAAACCCCAGCUGGACUGUGGUGGAAGGGGGGAGAAGCCAGGCAGCAGCCCCGCUCACAGCAGCGGGGCUGGCGAAGCAGAGGAAUGGCCAGUGGUGGCUAAUGGGUGCAAGGAGCCUCUAGCCCCACAGAUGUUACUCAGCCCUGAGCCCAGCAACCUGAACUCCCAGGAAAAGACACCCUGUGGGAACAGCAGCAGCAGCAGCAGCGGCAGCAGCAGCAGCUGCCCAGCCAAAAGGAAGUUGCUGCCAGCUGGUGAGAUGGCUGACUCCUGCUCUGAGGAUGAGAGCCUAUCUCAGCUGGUGAGGAAGAAGAGAGCCCUGCCAUGCCACCCAGUGCCCACAGCCUGCCGUAGCACUGAUGCCAAGGGAGCCCCUUUCUGGAAUCACCUGCUUCCCACAGCCAAGAGCUCUGCAGAUUGCACUACGGUCGGGAGGAGGCUGAAGAGUGGGCUGCGCCUCAAAUCGCGACAUCUCCGGAGCAGCCUCCGGAGGGGGACCCGUUCCUCUGCAGCAUCCUGGGCCACCACCACUGUCAGCCAUGCUCUGCUGGGCAACUUUGAGGAGUCCAUCCUGAAAGGGCGCUUUGCACCAUCGGGGCGCAUCGAGGGGUUCACCGCAGAGAUCGGUGCCAGCGGCUCCUACUGCCCACAGCACGUCACCCUGCCUGUGGACGUCACCUACUUCGACAUCUCCGAACACAGCGUGCCCUCGCCUUUCCUGGGAGUGAUUGACUUGGAGGCCUUGGGAAAGAAGGGUUACAGUGUUCCUAAAGCUGGAACCAUCCAAGUGACCUUAUUUAACCCCAACAAGACUGUGGUGAAGAUGUUCUUGGUGACGUACGACUUCCAGGACAUGCCUGCCAAUCACAUGACCUUCUUACGCCACCGCAUCUUCCUGGUGCCUGUGGGGAAAGAGAAAGGGGUCACCGUGGCCUGCAGCGAGCCACCAGGCACCGGCCCACCCCGCAGGGUCCUCUGCUACCUGAUGCACCUGAGAUUUCACAGCUCCAAGUCUGGGAAGAUCUACCUUCACGACAACAUCCGGCUGCUUUUCUCACGCAAGUCAAUUGAGGUUGACUCGGGGAUCCCAUAUGAACUGAAAUCCUUCACGGAGAUGCCAAGGAACCCUCGCUACUCGCCCUGGCCCUGACCUUCUCCCUCGCUCAGGGCCACCGUGGAGUGCCCAGCCCAGUGCUUUGGGGAUCAUUGAGUAAAGGAGAGACCAAGCGCA